Molecule: messenger RNA, 1453 nt
Organism: Cylas formicarius (sweet potato weevil)
Lineage: Eukaryota; Metazoa; Arthropoda; Insecta; Coleoptera; Brentidae
Product: ribosome biogenesis protein NOP53
Exons: 1
Coding region: 83-1426 (447 amino acids)
Biological process (GO): ribosomal large subunit assembly; rRNA processing
Cellular component (GO): nucleolus
Molecular function (GO): 5S rRNA binding
Source: RefSeq, a predicted model, not a curated record
AAUUUCUUUUUUAUCUACUUUGAGUUGUACAGUAGGGUUAUGUUUUGGUAGAUAUCGUGUGGCAUGUUCGCUUUAUUAAAAUAUGAUUAAAAUGACAGCAAUCAAUUUAAAAAAGCGACGCGUGUCGAAAAAAUCCAAACUCUCCUGGCGUAAGCACGCCAAAGUUCAAGAUGUUGAAGAAUUCCUCGAACAGAGGGUCGAAGAAGACGUGGGCCCAAAUUUAUCAACAGUUUUAAAUAACCAAUAUUUUGUGGUAGACACAGGGGGGGAUAUUUCCAGCAAAGAGCGGCGCAAGCAAAGGGCUGCGAGACCGUUAAGAUGUUUUUCCGCUUUAGUGCCACACACCAGUGUGCCAGAUCCAAUAGUAAAAAGAAACAGAGUCAAAACUCCUGAAGAACGUAAAAGUAUAUUCGUAAAGCAAAAAGAGGAGAGAAGACGAAAAUAUGGCGUUCUCACGUCCAAGGAAAUGACUUCGAUUGCCGAACGAAGAUUGUAUGAAAUAAAGAAAGAAAAAAAGGAAAAGCGGGGAGAAUUCACUAAGGAUAUCUGGUCAGUUGAGCAAAUAUCUCCAUUUGUGAAUGAUGAGUGGGCCGAUACAAUUACAAAAAAACACAAUCUGAGAGGUACUGGGGUUCCAGUUAAAACCACUGCAAAGAGUGUCUUAAGCAAGAGCAGUAUUUUACCACCAAUUGAACCCCCACAUCCAGGAAUGUCAUAUAACCCUUCUUAUAAGGACCACCAGGACUUGUUGAAACAAAUAGCACAAAAGGAAUUGAGUUUAAUUAAAGAAGAGGAACAUUUAAACAGAGUUACAAAGGACAUGUUCAAAAAAGUUACUGAAGAAAAGAGAGACACCAGUUGGAUUGUAGAAAUGUCUGAGGGAUUGCCAAGUGCGGAAGGCACCAAUAUUGAGGAAAAUUUGGACAAUGAUGACAACAAAUUCAACAUAAAUCCACCAGUAAAGAACAAAAAAAAGACACUAAAACAGAGGCGUAAACAAAAGGAACAAUUCAUGUUGGAGAAAGCCAAAAGAGCUCUCAAAUUGGAAAAGCGAAAGGCUGGGGAUGUUAAUAGGAUCAGAGUGUUUCAAAAGCAAAUUGAAACACUUGAGAAGAAACACGUGCUGGCUCAAAAAAAACGUAAGCUGAAAGCUGAAAAGAAAAAACUUGAGCCAAAAGUAUUGAGUUCGACAAAAUAUGAAAGCCCAGAUUUGGAAUUUAAUAUGGGGGAAGAUAUUUCAGGGACUCUGAGGAAUUUAAAAAGAGAGGGUAAUUUAUUAACUGACAGAUUCAAGAAUAUGCAAAAACGUAACAUUCUUGAACCUUCUAAAAGACAACAUCACAAGAAGGCUAAAAUUAAGACAUAUGUGAAACCGGGGCAUAGGGAAGAUUGGAAAGAAACUGUUGCUAGAACUUUUCAGCAAUAAAUAUUUAAAUAAGUUGACAUAUUCCAA